This is a messenger RNA of Aplosporella prunicola CBS 121167, 558 nucleotides long. RefSeq lists its product as uncharacterized. The record is from RefSeq and is a predicted model, not a curated record. Bases 1 to 558 code for a protein of 185 amino acids. The transcript has 3 exons. Lineage: Eukaryota; Fungi; Ascomycota; Dothideomycetes; Botryosphaeriales; Aplosporellaceae.
AUGGACUCCGCCAUCAACCCCACGAGCGGCAUCACCGACGCCAUCCCCGAGGCCAACAAGCCCUCGGCGCCAGCCAUGCCUGCGAACACUGGCAACGUCACCAAGCGACUGCAGACGGAGCUGAUGACGCUGAUGAUGUCGCCGUCGCCGGGCGUGUCAGCGUUCCCCAACGAAUCCAACUUCCUCGAGUGGACAGGCACGAUCGAGGGGCCCGAGGGCACGCCGUACGCGGGGCUGAGCCUCAAGCUGUCGUUCUCGUUCCCGGCCAACUACCCGUACGCGCCGCCGACGGUGCUGUUCAAGACGCCCAUCUACCACCCCAACAUCGACUUCUCGGGACGCAUCUGCCUCGACAUCCUCAAGGAGAAGUGGAGCGCCAUCUACAACGUGCAGACAGUGCUGCUGAGCCUGCAGAGCCUGCUGGGCGAGCCGAACAACGCGAGCCCGCUCAAUGGCCAGGCCGCCGAGCUCUGGGAUAAGGACUUUGAGGAGUUCAAGCGCCUUGUCCUCGCGCGCCACCGCGACCUGACGGACGAGGAGCUCAACGGCUCGGCUUGA